CCGAGGCCGACCCGCUCAGUUGGACGGGCUCUCGGCCGGAGUUUAGGCUGCUCCUUAGGUACUGGGCCCUGCCGGGACGGCAGCGCCCUGCCCGCGGCGCCGCCCCGCUGCAGCCCCGGGCGGCGGCACCCGUGCGGCCAAGGCCGAGCCCUUCGGCGGGCGCGGGGCCGGGAGUUGGACGGGCGGCGCGCGAGGUCCCCCUGCCCCAGGGCCUCCCCUACGCCAGGGCCCUACGUCGGGGCUGUCGCCGAGUUCGGCACGAGACCUUCUGUACACACUGUGAAGUGAGAAGGACCCUCCAAAGUCAAAUGUCCACACUCAGCUUGGUGAUAGAGUGGUGAAGGCGCCGAUAUUCUGAUGCAUGGCUACUGGACUGAUCCAUUUCCCAGCCUGCAGUUUGUGUUUCAAGGGUGAAGAUCCGGUGCCUGCAUAUAUUGGUCGAAGAUGGAGGACUCAGCAGCGCCUGGAGGCUCUUCAGCAGCUUGCUGUAGGUCAGUCUUCUCUUCAGAUACCUCAGAUUGUGUAUGAAGAUCCUGAAGUUGAUGGAAGAAAUCGCUACAAAUAUUUUGCACAACCUCUUAAGCUGCCUCCAGCAGGUGUUCCAGAAGCUGUUGCUCAUACAAAGGCAGAGACAGAGUUGCAUGUUCAGUCAGCUGCAGGAGACAGCCAGGUCUUUGGCCUCAUGUUCCGAACUCUGGGGACCCAGACGGAUUACAGGGAUGGUGAAGCACAGACAGAUCCCUACUCCCCUGAAUAUAUAGUUCGCAGUGGCUCAGUCCCUGAAAUUCUGACUCUUGCUACACUCACUUGGGGUCGGGGGCUGCCAGCAGGACAAGCUGAGAUGGAGAUUAUUGACCGCAUCCGGGAAAAACAUGCUUGGGAAGCAGCACUGCCACCCAUGGACAGUCCCUCAAAUAUUGCAAAGAGGUUGAAGAUGAUGGAGGUUAUGGAAAGGAAGGAGUGGGCCUAUAGAGAAGAGGAAAUAGAUAAAUUGCAGAAGGUUCAAAUGGAAGUCUUUAAGAAGCUGCUGCAGAGGCGAGAGGAGAAUCAGGAUGAGCUGGAUGCCAUGCGCUUGUACAACCACUGGCAAAAUCAUCAGAAGGCUAAAGAAGAGAAAAUAAGAAAGAUUCAGUGUGACUGUGCACUGAUGCUCAGGAAACUGAUAGCUAAGAGGAAGAAUUGGAUGGGAAAGCUGGAGAGACGAGAUAUCAUCAAACAGUAUAAUGAAUUUUCAUCACAAACAUACGCUCCUUUGUCUCGAAUUGGUUUUUUCCCGGACAACAAUUCUGACUAUUAUGUGGUAAAAAACUUCUAUCUUAACACUGUUGCAGGAUUGUGUGAACUGGAAAAAUCUGUCCAGCAUUCUGUCUCCCAGCUCAAGAUAAAAGCUCCAAAACCUAAAUGCACUAUCACUGAGACUGGCUAUAUUAGAAGGUCAGGAAGACUGCAGGCAGUCCUGGCACAAGUUCACCAGGCACUACUGGAGAAGAAGAAUAAAGUCAAGGAGCCAAAGAAGCCUCCUUCUGUCUGUGAAAAAGUAGAAAGCCCUGUUCCUAAGCCACCCACUUUAAUCCUGGAAAAAACAUCAAUUGAGGAAGAGGAAGUAGACCUGGCAGUGAUCUGUCUGCAGAAGUUGCUCCGAGGCAGGGCUCUUCAGAACAUGAUGUUUGAAGGGAAGGAGAAGCGCCUGGAUCUGGUCCAAGAGCUGCGCACCAGUCACGCACUCCAGGAGGAUGGACAGCUGCUCUUGAAGGCACAGAAGCAAACAACACUGUCUUUACAGCGACAGCAUGACUCACACAUGCACCAGCUGUCCACACUGGAAAGAGACUUGGCUGCGGUAGAAGGAAGUACACUGGCGAACAUGCUUGAUUUUCUGUCCAAAGAGCUGGUGAGGCUGCAAGAAGAACAGAAGAUACAUGCUUUGAUCAUGCUGGCUGAGAGGCAGAGGCGGAUGCGGGAAGCAGAGGAGAGUGGACGGCGGCAGCUGGAAGAGAGCCGGCAACAGGAGGAAGAUGAACUUUUCAGACAGGUGGUGAAUAUUCAGGACAGAACCAUUGACACCUACUUGGAAGACAUUAUCCUGAGUAGCAUGGAGAGGACAGCUGAAGAACAAGCCAGGGAAGAGGUUCAGCAAAGGGCUGUAAAGAUCAAUGACAUUGCUUAUGAAAUGGAAAGUCGUCGAACUCGCCUACAGUCAGAAGAGAUUGUAGCAGAGCUGGUUUAUAAUUUCCUGAUCCCAGAAGCUGAGAAAAGCUUUAUGAGAGAAAGAGUGAGGCAGUCCCAAAGAAAACACAUCUACGCUGCUCAUCAGAUCAUCCACAGGGGCACAGAGAGGGCUCUUGCUGAUCUGGCACCGCAUCAGGAGGCAUCUGCCACCAAGAGAAAGGAGGAUUCUCCUGCUGGGACAGCCAGCACAGCUCUGAGUGGGACAGCUGCUGAACCAAGUGCAGCUGACAGCAUUCAGCCUGCCACAGUUGCACAUGAACUUGGACAAGGCUUCCACAAGGAUCCCACAGCCUCCUAGGACAGAAGAUGAGUGAGGUGAGUUUCCCUGUCCCUCUGUGAUUUGAGUUCAGAGCAUGGCGAGGGAAAGGGAAGCACAUUAUAUUUACUCUUUCAGACCACCCUGAAUGGAAAACCCUCUCUCUUCUUUGGGCUGUUCCUCCUUCUACCUGCCAGCAGUGUUUUCCUGAACCAUUCUGUAUACAUUUUGGUGUGGCAGCUUCCUCCACUCCCUCCCCAAUUUGCUUUGGACUUCAUUAGCUAAUUUUUCUCUUCUGAUUAUUUAGAGAAGCUUGAGUGAGAAAGCAGUGUUAGUAUUCCUUGUUUGUUUUCCUGGCACAGACCAAUAAAAAUCUGAACCUGGGCUUUUGGUGGUAUUUCCUUGCUUCAAUAACAUUAAAAGAAAAAAUACUCUGAAAGUGGGAAAUUUUGAGUUGAGACCAUCAAGAGACAAGCGUGUCCCUGUGAUUUCCUUAGUAGUGUAAAGCCCAGUGGCUUCCUGCAUUAGCACUACUAUUAAUAAAGCACUGCAGCUGAACAAAACCGGUCAGAUUUUGCAUCAUUUUUUUCAUAUCAUUAGUCCUUGGAGAAAGAAAAUGUGCACCUGACCUCAGCAGGGUGGUUUCUGACAAGCAGGCAGUGUCUGGCACAAACCUAGGUGAUAGCAGGAUGACAUAGGCAUGGCGGGACUGAUGCAUUUUCCAGAAAUGUUACUCUUCGG
Molecule: messenger RNA, 3226 nt
Organism: Ficedula albicollis (Collared flycatcher)
Lineage: Eukaryota; Metazoa; Chordata; Aves; Passeriformes; Muscicapidae
Gene: CFAP91
Product: MYCBP associated and testis expressed 1
Exons: 17
Coding region: 362-2527 (721 amino acids)
Source: RefSeq, a predicted model, not a curated record